This is a messenger RNA of Trichechus manatus latirostris (Florida manatee), 2691 nucleotides long. It is a transcript of the gene ANO2, whose product is annotated as anoctamin 2. The transcript is spliced from 26 exons. NCBI's taxonomy places the organism in Eukaryota, Metazoa, Chordata, Mammalia, Sirenia, Trichechidae. The record is from RefSeq and is a predicted model, not a curated record. Gene Ontology annotation, molecular function: protein dimerization activity; intracellularly calcium-gated chloride channel activity. Gene Ontology annotation, cellular component: plasma membrane. Bases 1 to 2691 code for a protein of 896 amino acids. Gene Ontology annotation, biological process: chloride transmembrane transport.
AUGAGAGAUUAUGACAGUCGUGUUCUAAAGGAGCUCUGCCGGGGGCUCCAGGCCCUGGAUAUCCCCCUGCUCCCUGGCUCCCCACGCCGGCUGAACCCUCGGGCAAGGGCCAGAAGGGACCUGGGGCCCAAGCCUCACCAUCCCUGUCCUAUUCUCUCUGGCCAGGUCAUCAACAACUACCUGGAUGCCAAUGAGCCAGUGUCUUUGGAGGCCUGUCUGAGCCACACGCACUUCCGUGACAACCAGAGGAAGGUUGACUAUGUGCUCGCCUACCACUACCGAAAACGUGGGGCACACCCUGGCCAUGGUUCUCCUGGCCACUCGCUGGCUAUCGUCUCCAAUGGGGAGAUGGGCAAGGAUCCCCGUGCUGGGGGCCCUGGUGACAUUGAGCUGGGGCCGCUCGAUGCCCUGGAGGAGGAGAAGAAGGAGCAGCGGGAGGAGUUUGAGCACAACCUGAUGGAGGCUGGGCUGGAGCUCGAGAAGGACGUGGAAAGUAAAAGCCAGGGAUCCAUCUUUGUCCGAAUACAUGCCCCGUGGCAGGUGCUGGCCAGAGAAGCAGAAUUCUUGAAGAUCAAAGUUCCCACCAAGAAAGAGAUGUACGAGAUCAAAGCAGAUGGCAGCAUUGCAAAGAAGUUCAAUGAGAUUCUGCAGAAGCUGAGCUCACCCCUGCAGCCCAGAGUCCCAGAGCACAGCAACAACAGGAUGAAAAACCUCUCCUACCCAUUUUCCAGGGAGAAAAUGUACCUGUACAACAUCCAGGAUAAGGAUACCUUCUUUGAUAAUGCCACUCGUAGCCGCAUUGUGCACGAGAUUCUGAAGCGCACAACCUGUUCCCGAGCCAACAACACGAUGGGUAUUAACUCUCUGAUCGCGAACCAUAUCUAUGAGGCUGCCUACCCUCUUCAUGAUGGCGAAUAUGACAGUCCAGGUGAUGACAUGAAUGACAGAAAGCUGCUGUACCAAGAAUGGGCACGUUAUGGAGUGUUUUAUAAGUUUCAACCUAUUGACCUCAUCAGAUCAGAUUACUCAGCUACCAUGUUUCUGGAGAAUUGGAAGAGACUACAGAUGCGACUGGGCUACUUCUGGGACCUGACCGGUAUAGAAGAGGAAGAAGAGCGUGCCCAGGAGCACUCCCGGCCUGAGUAUGAAACCAAGGUUCGAGAGAAAAUGCUAAAGGAGAGUGACAAGUCAGUUGUCCAGAAGUUGGAAACAGAGAGGACUGAGAGCAAUGAUGAGAACGAUGAAGAUAAGCUGGACUGGAAGGAUCGUUUCCCAGGCUACUUGAUGAACUUUGCCUCCAUCUUGUUCAUGAUUGCCCUGACAUUCUCGAUUGUUUUUGGGGUGAUUGUGUAUCGGAUCACAACUGCAGCUGCUCUGUCUCUCAACAAGGCCACACGCUCCAAUGCCCGGGUGACAGUGACAGCGACGGCAGUCAUCAUCAACCUCGUGGUCAUCCUCAUCCUGGACGAGAUCUAUGGCGCUGUGGCCAAGUGGCUCACCAAAAUUGAGGUUCCAAAAACAGAACAGAAUUUUGAGGAGCGCCUGAUACUCAAAGCUUUCUUGCUGAAGUUUGUCAAUGCCUACUCUCCCAUCUUCUAUGUGGCCUUUUUCAAGGGGAGGUUUGUGGGCAGGCCUGGAAGCUACGUCUAUGUGUUCAAUGGUUACCGAAUGGAAGAGUGUGCUCCCGGAGGCUGCCUCAUGGAGCUCUGCAUUCAGCUCAGCAUCAUCAUGUUGGGGAAGCAGCUGAUCCAGAACAACAUCUUUGAGAUUGGAGUCCCGAAGUUAAAGAAACUCUUUCGGAAGCUGAAAGAUGAGACAGAACCUGAAGAAACUGACUCUGCCCACUCAAAACAUCCAGAGCAGUGGGACCUAGACUACAGCUUGGAACCUUACACUGGACUCACUCCAGAGUACAUGGAAAUGAUCAUCCAGUUUGGUUUUGUUACCCUCUUUGUGGCCUCCUUUCCUCUGGCUCCUGUAUUUGCCCUCCUCAACAAUGUCAUCGAAGUGCGGCUUGAUGCAAAGAAAUUUGUUACUGAGCUAAGACGGCCAGAUGCUGUGAGAACCAAAGAUAUCGGAAUUUGGUUUGACAUUCUUUCCGGAAUCGGCAAGUUCUCCGUUAUCAUCAAUGCUUUUGUCAUCGCCGUCACCUCCGACUUCAUUCCCCGCCUUGUGUACCAGUACUUCUAUAGUCACAAUGGGACUCUGCAUGGCUUUGUCAACCACACCCUCUCCUUCUUCAAUGUCAGCCAGCUGAAGGAGGGAACACAGCCAGAAAACUCACAAUUUGGCCAGGAGGUUCAAUUCUGCAGGUUUAAGGAUUACCGAGAGCCACCAUGGGCCCCGAACCCAUAUGAGUUUUCCAAACAGUACUGGUCCGUUCUGUCUGCCCGGCUGGCUUUUGUCAUAAUCUUCCAGAACCUUGUGAUGUUCCUGAGUGUUCUCGUGGACUGGAUGAUCCCAGAUAUCCCCACGGACAUCAGCGACCAGAUCAAGAAAGAGAAGAGCUUGUUGGUGGACUUCUUCCUGAAGGAGGAGCAUGAGAAGCUGAUGCUGAUGGAUGACCCAGCCCCAAGAAGCCAGGCAGGGGAGAAUCGGAGCAGGCGGAGCCGGGCAGCCAGCUCAGCCCCCUCAGGUCGCAGCCAGCUGGGCAGCACAGCGUCCGCUGGUUCUCAGCACACCAACGUCUGA